AUGUUUAGCGUAUUUUUUUAUUAUCUAUUGAGUUUUCUUGUAGAUUCAGAUAAACAGCAAUGGAACGCCUUUAAGACGGAGUUUAACAAAUCGUACGAUUCAAUCGAUGAUGCCAGAAGAUUUAACAUUUUUAAAGAAAAUAUUAACAACAUUCAAAAUCACAACAUCAAAUUUAAAAAUGGGGAGGUAACGUACGAGCAGGACAUAAACAGGUUUGCAGAUCUAACCGAUGACGAAUUUACUGCUUAUUACGGUUUGUACAACCGAUCUGUGCCCAUUAAAUAUUAUCGAAAUGCAACUAUAAAUGAACCUAAAAGCUCUGAUAAUAGCACUGAUGAUUUCUUGGACUGGAGAAUAUCUGGAGGAAUUACUCCUCCAAAGGAUCAAGGGCAAUGUGGAUCGUGUUACGUUUUUAGCGCGAUGGCAAAUAUAGAAUAUCACCAAUUUCUGGAAACAGGUCAACUGAUUUCUUUCAGCGAACAAUACGUUAUCGAUUGCUUCAAUUCGUUUUACAAAGGUGCAAAUAAUAACUCAUGCGGUGGUGGAUUUCCGGUAAACGUAUUCAUAUUUGCAUAUUCACAUGGAAUUCACUUAGAAAGUAAUUACCCUUACGUCGGGAAACAAAAUGCUUGUCAAAAUAUAUCUGAGCCGGCAUCCAAUGUUUCUUACAGCGAAUUGGAAAUAGUCAUGGGCUCUGACGAAACCAUCAAAGAAGGGCUUAAACAGCACGGGCCUCUUACCACUUGUUUUGCCGUUUCUGCGGAUUGGAGGUUCUAUAAAAGCGGCGUUUGGUAUCACGAUGAAUGCGCUCAAGCUUCCAAUCACUGCGUAUUAGUUGUUGGUUAUGGAUCGGAAAACGGAAAUGAUUACUGGCUAAUCAAAAAUUCUUGGGGUCCUGAUUGGGGAGAUAACGGAUACAUAAAAAUCGCUCGAAACGUACACGAAAAUUAUUGCGGGUUCAAAAGUGGUUUAUAUUUAAUUGAUGAAAAUGAAUAA
Phyllotreta striolata is the source of this 996-nucleotide messenger RNA. The record is from the annotation of a GenBank genome assembly. NCBI's taxonomy places the organism in Eukaryota, Metazoa, Arthropoda, Insecta, Coleoptera, Chrysomelidae.